AUGAAAUACGCCUUGCCUGGAAAGGAUCGAACUCGCAGAGAAGGCUGGGUGAAAAAGGAGCCGCCGAAGCACUACGCUCCGAACCGCGCGAUUCCAGAGUACACGAAAGUGAUUGAGGCGAUCGACGUCCGCUCCAAAGUUGAUGUCGAAGCAGAAUACAACCGCGACCCGUUGAAAGUAAAAUGGUUCAUCUACACGGCUCUGGCUACGCUGAUUUUUGGCUUUUGGGGCGCCCUUCUUGUCCAGACCCCGGAUCUCGCCUCGCCGGAGAACUCGGCGACGCAGAACUUUAUAAAGGCUGGCAAGGCGGAUAGAGAAGCGAUUCUAGAGGCGAAGAUUCAAAGCGAAAAGAAUCAAAGUCUGAAAUGA
Oikopleura dioica is the source of this 369-nucleotide messenger RNA. The record is from the annotation of a GenBank genome assembly. NCBI's taxonomy places the organism in Eukaryota, Metazoa, Chordata, Appendicularia, Copelata, Oikopleuridae.